Maudiozyma barnettii is the source of this 2025-nucleotide messenger RNA. RefSeq lists its product as uncharacterized. The transcript has a single exon. The coding region runs from base 1 to 2025 and encodes 674 amino acids. Lineage: Eukaryota; Fungi; Ascomycota; Saccharomycetes; Saccharomycetales; Saccharomycetaceae. The record is from RefSeq and is a predicted model, not a curated record.
AUGUUGAAAAUUAAUUCGCCAAAGGCAAACGAUACAUUCUCAGAUAUCAUUAAAGAAAAUGAGAGAACUGCAAAAGGAUUACCUGUCACGAGAGUGAAACGGAGUAGUUUUGCUAUGCUCAAUACCAAGGAGUAUACGUCUCCCUUCAGAACGGGACUAACUGGGGUGGGGAAGACUCAAUUGCAAGCUUUGAAGACUCAACGGUUCCCAACGACUAGUGCUACGUCGGACUAUAAUAACUUAAGUACAAAGGAAUUGGGAUUUAAAACUUUAAAAGAUAAUGAUAAAAGAAUUAAGGAUAUUAAAUUCCCUCAAUAUUUGACAGAAAAUGAAAUUAGACAAGCUGGUAUAUUACAUGAUUUGAAAGGGAAAGAGGAUAGAUUGCAAUAUUGGAACGAUUCUCAACAAAUAUUGGAUUAUACAAAGAAAGGCAAAUCAAAACAAAAUAAGAAUGGUGUCACUGCUGCAACCAAUGAGUCAAAAACUAAUAAAUUUAAUGAAGUUAGAUUAAAUGAUCAAUUGGAAGACGCUAAAGAAUUAAACCCACCCACCAUUGAAUCCACGAACUCUAAAGAAAUUGAACAAUUAGAAGAAUCACAACAAGAUAAUGUAGAGACAGCAUCGAUUCCUAUGUUUACAAAUAUUGGGAAAUUGAUUCAACCCACAAUUGAUUCUAAUAAUAACAUACUAAUAACCAGCAAUGGAGACAAUUAUAUUUGUAUGGAUUCAUCAAAUCAAAGUAUAAUCAAUAAGAAUAGCCUUGUCGACGCUACUGAUCUAAUUAACAGAUAUAAAGUCCUUAAACCACCAAUGGAUCCUAAUAAUGCACCAAAGGUACCUUAUUCAGACCCUUCAAUGGCUCACAAGACUACACAAGGACAAACUGAAGCUGAUCAACAGGUAAACCCAAUUGCAUCUCCAGAUGAUCAAGAGAUGAUCGUGAAAAUAGACAAAUAUGGUCAUGUUUCUAAAGCAGUAUAUGAUAAAGUUAUUUAUGAAGGUGAUGUCCAUACAAAUUAUUUGAUUGAUUUCGAUGAACAACAACAUAAGAAAUAUAACGAUAAAGUUGAAAAGUACGAGGAUAAAUUCAAGAGAAUUCAACAAAAGAGAGAUAUCAUCGAUCAAAAAAUGAACCAAUUGAAAAUGGACACUUUAGGGAAACUUGAAGUCAUUGAUAAUAAGUUAAUUAAAAAUAUAAUGGACUCUAAUGCUAAAUAUACUGAUGAUAAAGCUCAUAUUAUGAAGGAGACAGAAUUGACUAAAUUGAAGAAAUUGAACGAAUGUAAAUUCUAUUAUCAAAAACAGAAAUUGAUUCAGGGUCAAAUUAAUGUACUUGGUGUAGAAAGAAGUAACGUUUACGAUGAUUACACAGAAUUUGCUAGUCACAUGAAUAAUGUCUCAAGUGAAUUAGAUGCAAAACUAUUUAGAUUAACUCAAAUCAAUUAUCAGAGUGAUCAAAUUAGAAAAGAAAUUGAUGGUUUAGAACAGAAGAGAACUGUUUUAGAAAAGGAAAUAGAAACCAAUGAGAAGACAAAUGAAACUAAUACAAAGGAAUUAUCUCAAUUGAAAACUGGUGAACAUGAAAAAAACCAAAAAUUGAAUGAAAUUAAUGAUACGAUUACUGACAGACUAGCAUUGUUAGCUAUUGUUAAACAAGAAUCUAAGAACGAAAACUUGAAAGUAGCGCAAUUAACUGACAAGAUUAAUCAAAAACUUAAAGAAACAGAAAGUAGAAUGCAAAAGGAAAUUGAUGACAAUAAGACUAAUUAUGAAGGUAUUAUUACUCAGAAUAGGACUGACCUUCAAGAAAAGAUCGCUAAUUUGGAAGAGGCUCAUAAAGAAAAGAUGGACCAAAUUACAAAAGAUUAUGAUGAAAAAGUGGCAGCAUUACAAAAGAAGGUAGCUCAACAACAAGAAGAAAAAGAAGAAGCAGAAGCUGCUGCUGCUAGAGCAAAGCUAACAGCUGCUCCUGAAGAUGAUUCUUUAUACUCUUAUGAAACUGAAGAAGAAAUUAUAUAUCAAUGA